AUGCCCCACCUCGUCGCCAACUUCCUCCGAUCCUCCACGGGCAACAUCUCCAACAUCAAAAAGGCCGCCUCGCGCUCCCGCAACGCCUCCUGCGAGACCUCGCGCAACAAUUCCGUGUCUGGCAGUCCCUACGCCUCUGAUGCCGAGGAGCACGCCGUCAAGAUCCCCGACCUGGCUGAAGCCAUCAAAAAGCACAACCGCCUCUCGCUGCCCUUUCGCCGCUCCGCGUCCAAGGACCAGACUCCCCAGGUUCCUCUCCCCGCGCAAAUCACCUGCACCAUUGAAAGCCCGCCAGUCAUCUUCCAUGGAUCGCGCGAGGAAAGCACAGGUGCCCUCUUCUCCGGCCAGCUUGCCAUUGACGUCAAGGACGAGUCUGUCGAUGUAGACAGCUUCACAGCCUCUCUAACCAUUCACACCGUCCACAAGCGCCCCUACCAGAGCCACUGCGAGGACUGCCAGCACAAGACCCUCCAGCUCGAAAGCUGGCAGCUGCUCGCUGGACCCAUGACACUCCGCCGCGGCACUCACCUUUUCCCCUUCUCUACCCUCCUCAACGGCAACCACCCCGCCAGCAUCGACACGCCCGUCAUUUCCAUUGCCUACGAGUUCAAGGCCGAAGCCCGCCUCACCAGCCGAACACCUCAACUUACACCCAACGCUUCGCCUGUUCUCGGAAGCGCUCCCGCCACACCCACCGUCAUCACCUUCACACAGGCCGUCCCCGUCAAGCGCGCGAUUCCCGAGCCGCUGUUCCCCCACCACUCCGUCCGUGUCUUCCCUCCCACCAACAUCAAGGCCGGCGCCGACUACCUCUCCGUCAUCCACCCGAACGAUAAGAACAAGCUCACCUUCAAGCUGGACGGGCUCAUGACCCACCACGACAAGGUCAAGACGGUCGAUCUGUGGCGCCUUAAGAAGGUGACCUGGCGACUCGAGGAGACCAUCAAGACGGUGGCCCCCGCCUGCGACAAGCACCUUCUCGGCGCACAAGUUGUCCAGGACGACAUCAAGGGUCUCCUCCGCUCCGAAACCCGCGUCAUUGGCGAGAAGCAGAUCCAGGAGGGCUGGAAGUCGGACUACUCGAGCCACGACGGCACCGUCGACAUGGAGAUUGAGUUUGGCGUCAACCAGAGCGUCGCCUCGCGCCACGGAUCCAAGGCCGCCAAGUACGCUUGCGACACCAAGACGGCCGACGGCACCGAGGUCAGCCACUCGCUCCUCGUCGAGCUCAUCGUCUCCAAGGAGUACGCUGCCGAGGGCAAGACUCACAUUACUACACCAACUGGCACCGGCCGCAUCCUGCGCAUGCACUUUGGCGUCGUCAUGACUGAGUCUCCUGGCCUAGGCGUCAGCUGGGACAACGAGGCUCCUCCCGUGUACGGCGAGGUUCCUCCUAGCCCUCCCAACUACAUUAUCGAGGACUGCCCUAUCGACUAUGAGGAUCUCGAAGCUCUCGACUCGCGCCGAUCGAGCUCCGAUGCAUCCAGCUCGUCGGUAUAA
This is a messenger RNA of [Torrubiella] hemipterigena, 1500 nucleotides long. NCBI's taxonomy places the organism in Eukaryota, Fungi, Ascomycota, Sordariomycetes, Hypocreales, Clavicipitaceae. The record is from the annotation of a GenBank genome assembly.